GCUCGGGCGCUGCGGUUCCGCUCACGUGUCCCGCGCGGGUCAGGUGACGCGCUCCCGGCCGGCCCGCUCGCUCCGCUCCGUCCCGCGCCGCUGCCGCCAUGACGGGGCUCGCGUUGCUCUACUCGGGGCUCGGCCUCGCCUUCUGGACCACGCUGCUGGGCGUCGGGAUCUGCUACACAAUAUUUGACCUGGGGUUCCGCUUUGAUGUGGCCUGGUUCCUGACGGAGACCUCACCCUUCAUGUGGUCCAACCUGGGCAUUGGCCUGGCCAUCUCCCUAUCCGUGGUGGGAGCUGCCUGGGGGAUUUACAUCACAGGCUCCAGCAUCAUCGGUGGUGGAGUCAAAGCCCCUCGGAUCAAAACCAAGAACCUGGUCAGCAUCAUUUUCUGCGAGGCUGUGGCCAUUUACGGGAUCAUCAUGGCAAUCGUCAUCAGUAACAUGGCUGAGCCUUUCUCUGCAGUCACUCCAGAGACGAUUGGAGCCAGGAACUACCACGCAGGUUUUUCCAUGUUUGGGGCUGGCCUGACCGUGGGGUUAUGCAAUCUCUUCUGUGGGGUCUGUGUGGGCAUCGUGGGCAGCGGGGCUGCCUUGGCUGAUGCCCAGAACGCCAGCCUCUUUGUCAAGAUCCUGAUUGUGGAGAUCUUUGGCAGUGCCAUAGGGCUGUUUGGGGUCAUCGUUGCUAUCCUGCAGACAUCUAAAGUAAAAAUGGGCAACUGAGCCCUGUCGCACCCAGCCUGUUCCAGCCUGCCCCAAGAGGUGCUGUAUAUACUUAUUUAAUGUUUCUAGCCUUGAUUGGGGCGGGAGCUGCCCGGCGGCGGGAGUGCGGCUGUGUAGAGCCCAGUCCUGCAGAUCAGUCGGCCCCUCAGAAGAAACAAAUUUGUGUGAAUUCUGCCCCCAGCAGCCUGGGCCAGCCCGCGGGGCCCUGCUGCUGCUGCGUGUUCCCGGUGUGUGUAAAAUCAACCACCAGUGCAAUUCUGUGUCCGUGAAAUAAAUAUGGUUCUCGUCCAA
This is a messenger RNA of Haliaeetus leucocephalus (bald eagle), 1007 nucleotides long. It is a transcript of the gene ATP6V0B, whose product is annotated as ATPase, H+ transporting, lysosomal 21kDa, V0 subunit b. Gene Ontology annotation, molecular function: proton-transporting ATPase activity, rotational mechanism. NCBI's taxonomy places the organism in Eukaryota, Metazoa, Chordata, Aves, Accipitriformes, Accipitridae. Gene Ontology annotation, biological process: proton transmembrane transport. Bases 99 to 716 code for a protein of 205 amino acids. Gene Ontology annotation, cellular component: proton-transporting V-type ATPase, V0 domain. The transcript is spliced from 8 exons. The record is from RefSeq and is a predicted model, not a curated record.